Messenger RNA from Silurus meridionalis, 13569 nucleotides. RefSeq names its product trinucleotide repeat containing adaptor 6C2 (gene tnrc6c2). The transcript has 19 exons. Gene Ontology annotation, cellular component: nucleoplasm; P-body. Gene Ontology annotation, molecular function: RNA binding; protein binding. Gene Ontology annotation, biological process: positive regulation of nuclear-transcribed mRNA poly(A) tail shortening; miRNA-mediated post-transcriptional gene silencing. The record is from RefSeq and is a predicted model, not a curated record. The coding region runs from base 1312 to 5763 and encodes 1483 amino acids. NCBI's taxonomy places the organism in Eukaryota, Metazoa, Chordata, Actinopteri, Siluriformes, Siluridae.
UUUCUUCAUGUUUUUCUGUUUUUGUUUUUUUUCUCCCGGAGUCCUUUGCAAACCAAAACAAGGAAGUAAAAAACAAACAAACAAAAAACCCACGCCGGCGUGCAGGACAUGAUUAAUUUAUCGUGUGUGUGUGUGUGUGUGUGUAUGUGUGUGUGUUUUUCCGUGUCCUUGUAAGUGAGACGAGAGAAAAGGAGAGAGUGUGAGGAGUGUGUGAGGACACGGAUAAAAAGGGAGAAGAGAAAGAGAGCGAUUGAGACAGAAAGCCCGUUUCUCUUGGCAGCAUUUCAGCUGUGAUAAAAUGGCGUCCUGGUUUUUUUUCGGAGAGACAGCCAGGAAAAGACGCCGCUCUCUUGGAUCGUCUCGGAAUUCCAGGUUUCUUCUCUUUUUAUGAGAAUUCUUGAGCGCAGGACGAGGUGCUGAACGGAUGCCAGCGCUGCUCUGAAGGCAUUUCAGGUUUUGCUAGUCGAGUCGAGGUGAAGGGCGUCCGAGCCGUUUAACUCGUUUCGACCCGAGCAGCCGCUCGCUGUUUCUCGGCUGUUUCUCGCCUGCUUCUCGCUCAAGCAGCUGUUUGAUCCUGGAGACUGGAAAACGAUUGUUUUUUUCGACAGGAAUACACAACGACAUGUGAAGUGCUCCUUUGUCGAAGUCCGAUCUCGGCUCCAAAGCUGGCGCUCGACCAAUCAAAACUGGCUCUGUUGUGAUUACUGAUUAGAUCCGGUUCUGGACUCGGGAUUGAAGUAGCAGAUGCGUGAAUGUUUCUUUCACAACAAGAUUUUUGUACAUACUAAGGAGUUGUGAUCGUAUGACUGGUGUUUGAAUUUCUGCGUUGCCGUGUACCUCGUUUGUGUCCCUCAUUUUAAAAGCAGCAUUUCUUACGAGCGCAGAGCCCCGGGGUUUGGGCUGCAAGGAUCUUCUGGUGUGGUUUAAGCUGAAAUUUGCGAGGCCUGACAUAGGAGAUAAGAUCCCUGGGGAUCUUGGAUAAAAAUCUCGACCAUGAAGGAGAAAUAAAACAUAUUCUGAGGAAGCGGGUGCAUUUUUUUUUUUUUUUUUUUUUUUGCAUGAGGUUAAACGUAGAGUUCACUGAUUGAUGGUUGCAUUAAAUUAUGCAGCUUUUAUUGAACAAAGCUUGAAGUGCUGCCUAAUCAGCGUGACCAGGGAACCCAGCAUGAGAAUUCGCCCUGGGGUGACCACAUCACCACCCGCAGCAUCUGUGUCAAUUGCGAUCAAGUGAUUGUUGAUGAAAGGAAACUACAACUUCCAGUUCCACAUCGUAAGAAUGGGUCCUCAAUGCUGACCCUUUUGUGAAGCAGCAUGAGUAUGGCGACAGGGGCGAGCCAGCACAGCCACUACCCAAUCAACAAAGCCAGUGUUAAUCACUCCUCAAGUAUGUUCUCUAGUCAGGGUGGCCCCAACAGAGGUUGGGCCUCUGAGGGCAAAUCUGAUUCGUCCAUGGGUAACAGAGGCCCGUCCAAUUGGGGAUCUUCAAAUAUAAACUUGAAUCCCAGUGCCAACCCUGCCGCAUGGCCUAUACUUGGACACGAGGGCCCAGGUGUGGGAUCCAGGCCUGGGAGUAUGGGGGGUGGGUCAAGCUCUGUCCCAUCCAGCGUCUGUGGCCCAGGAGGUGUUGCACCUAUUCAAGGCACCAACGGAAAUGGAAACCUUGUAGGGGACUGCGCCUGGGGAAACCCAGACACCCCAGAGCAACACCAGUCCCCAACAAGCAUGACUUUCAGCAUGGAAGCUCCAAAUCUUAAAACUGACGGACUGAACACUAAGACAGAGCCAAUGAGCCCUGUGGACAGUUGGGGGAGAAAUAUGAGUCAGUCUCCCACUGAGCCAGCGACUGGAGAUGGUACUGCCCGGUGGGGUAAAAAUGACAGCAAGAGUGGAGAAUCAAAAGACUCAGGCUGGGAUUCUGGUGGCAUCUCCUCUUGGGGACAGGGGGGAAGUGAUUCAAACUGGGGCCACUGGAAUAAACAGUCAAGUACUGAAGGUACUGCAUGGGAUGGGAUAGAUGGUCAGACUCAAGAGUCGAUGAAUUCCUGGGGAACUGAUGCUCCAGGCAGUGAAGGUAGCAAGGACAGCAGUGAAGGACGUGAAGGACGGAAAGAAAUGUCCUCCAGUAUGGACCUACCACUUUUGCCAAGGCCAGACUUAGAUCCUCGUGUGCUGUGCAACUCCGGUUGGGGACAAACCCCUGUACGGCAGCACACAGUCUGGGAAAUGGAUGAAAAUCUUGGCUCAAAGGAUGAGGGAGGCACUGAAGCUUGGGGUAAUUCCUCUAAUGCACCUUCAACUGGAUCACCACCUCAUGCAGGAUGUGCCAAUCCCAGUCUAAAUGUGCCUCCUAGGAUGGAGUCUGGGAGCAAAACCGAGGGGCUUUCCCGAGUUAUGCCGACACCACGCUGGGGAGGAUCGUCCUCGCCAACAAAUCAGGCAAGCCCUGGUUGGGAAGAACCACCUGCUAAUAAGAAAGUGUCUAAUGGUUCUGUUGGGAAUUGGGGUGAACCAGUGCUAGAUGCCCCCAACACCAAUGGUACAAGUGGCCAGUUUUGGAGAUCUGAGCAAAAGUCAACUUGGGAUGAUGGCCCUUCCAAAUUAAAGUCACAACCUGGUGGAAAUGGGCCCAAUUCUUCCUCUGGCUGGGGAAACUGUGCAAACAGAGAGUGGGGAGAGCCUUCAGAAGGGAGGAUGGAAGAUUCUCGUAGUUCCUCUUGGGAUGGAGCUGGAGGGAGCUGGAAAGAAUCCCAGAAGGGCUGGGGCAAAACAGCUCCACCAGGAGGAGAAAAUUGGCGUGACUCCCAAUGCUCAAAUGGUCCUGUCCAAGGUUGGAGUGGAAAAAAUCCUCAAGAAUCCAUGGGUUCUUGGGGUGGCCCAAACUCUGUAAAGCAGAGUGGUUCUAGCUGGAGGCCCACAGGAAGGCAGGAUCCAGGGGACGAGUCUUCAGGCUGGGAAGAACCCUCCCCUUCCUCAGUCCGAAGAAAGAUGGAGAUUGAUGAUGGAACCGCGACUUGGGGAGACCCUAAUUCUUACAGAACCUGUGUAAACAUGUGGGACAAAAAUAACCCCUCCUCACAGGGCAACCUACCUACCAGCAACAAUGGGGGAAACACCGUCAACCACACAGGGCCUAACCACCACAGCCAUGGUCAGACUUUGAACCACUCUGAGGGCAACAACAGGGGUUCUUCUAACCAGCUAGGACCGCCUCAAAACAGGAUGCCCAAGGUGAACCCAGGUUGGGGGGAGCUCCCAAACAUUCAGACCAAACCCGAGUCCUGGGGGGAACCGGAUUCCUCAAACACCGCAGUGGAUAACGGCACUGCCGCCUGGACGAAGUCACACAAACCAGCCGGAGUCUGGGGAGAAAACAGCCCCGAAUCUGGUGGAUCCUACGGCAGAGGCUCAGGAACCUCUAAACCAGCCCCCAAAUCUAUGCAAGACAGCUGGGGGUCCAGUGGGGAGGAGCUUGGCGUUAGCGCCAGCAAAUGGGACGCUGAGGACGGGGACAUGUGGACUAGCCCCACCUCCCAGGACAACAGUUCUUCCUGUAGUUCUUGGAAUCAGCCCAAGAAAGGACUGCAGAAGGGCAAAAUCCCGACCAAACAAGAGGAAGUUUGGAUCAUGAACCGACUGAUCAAACAGCUCACAGACAUGGGCUUCCCUAGGGAUCCUGCAGAGGAGGCACUGAGAAGUAACAACAUGAAUCUGGACCAGGCUAUGAGCGCUCUGUUGGAGAAAAAGAGCGACGGAGAAAAGCGAGGGAUGAGGACGCUGUUGUGUCGCCCUCCAAACCUCUCGAAAGACUCGUCACUGGACCGAAAUUCCUUCCUGGAAAAGGACGGCGGAUUAUCGGAUGACACGCCCACAUCACCCUUUAUUCAUUCUCCUGGCUUAAAACUGACCAGUAGCAGCCUUUCUAGCCACGGAAUGGGCGGAGUCUCACCAGGACUAAUGCAAAACUUAAACAGCAGACAAAUGAAUGGAAUAUUUGGCAGCAACGGAGCAGCACAGUCCAGGGCUCCACCCCCUCAAGCACUAAACUCCACCCAUCAUCCCCCACUACGUGCUCAAGUGCCUCAGUUUCUCUCCCCUCAGGUUCAAGCACAGCUCUUGCAGUUUGCAGCAAAAAACAUUGGCCUGAAUCCUGCACUUUUAACCUCACCGAUAAAUCCUCAGCAGAUGACCCUGCUCUACCAACUCCAACAACUGCAGAUGGCAUAUCAGCGUUUGCAGAUUCAGCAGCAGAUGAUGCAAGCUCAGCGAAAUGUUUCUGGUCCCAUUAGACAACAGGAGCAGCAAGUUGCACGUACAAUCUCAAACAUGCAGCAGCAGAUUCAGCAGCACCAGAGGCAGUUAGCUCAGGCCUUGCUGAUGAAGCAGCAGCAGAACCAGGCGUCGUCCUCUCACUCAUACCCCAGCCUCAGCAAAUCGAACCUGGACACGUUCCCAGGAAACUCUCAGGCUCCUACAGGCCUCUCCAUGUCUGACCUGCACACCAAAGAGCCACACACGUCUCCCAGCUCCUUCAGCUCGUAUUCUCUGUCGGGAUUGAAUGGGAGUGUGGGUGUAGGUUGCAUGGAUGCUCUGAAGGACGCCCAGCCUCAGCCUCAGUCUCGCUUGUCCCAGUGGACCCACACCAGCUCCAUGGACUCCAUCAGCACCACCACCAGCUCCAGUGCUCCUUCCUCCAGUCACACUGCCAACAUUAAACCGGUGAUUGAGGAUUCUUUCACUCCGUAUAGUCUGAUGUCCAGCUGCCAGUCUCCCAGCAGCCCCUUGGGGGCACCAGAGAGUUGGCCCCCAGGCAAAACCACUAGCGAUAAGCUGGCUAACGGGACGAACGUCAACUGGCCUCCGGAGUUUUGUCCUGGAGUUCCCUGGAAAGGGCUGCAGAAUAUCGACCCUGAGUCUGACCCCAACGUGACCCCAGGAAGUGUUUCCGGCUGCCCCACAAUCAACACCAAUAUACAGGACGUUAAUCGCUACCUGCUGCGGGACAGGAACGGAGGUAAACUGUUAGACAUGAAGUCCAACUGGUCUACAGGUUCCGUCUCACACACUCAGGCUUCGCUCUCCAAUGAGAGGUGGAAGAUUCCUGUGGGUGGGCGGAGCUCUGGAUCAGUGCCCCGCCCCCCACCGGGUCUCACUAAUAAUAAACACAACAAUAACUGGACACCAGGAGCUCUGAGCAACAGCUGGAGCAGAGACUACAACUCAGAGAGUGCUGGGUGGAAUUCCGAGAGCUCCAGCAGGACCAGUAGCUGGCUCGUGCUGCGGAAUCUCACUCCUCAGAUCGAUGGUUCCACUCUGAGAACUCUGUGUAUGCAGCACGGUCCUCUCAUUACCUUCCACCUCAGUCUGCCGCAGGGGAACGCGCUGGUGCGCUACAGCUCUAAAGAGGAAGCAGCUAAAGCUCAGAAAUCACUGCACAUGUGCGUUCUGGGUAAUACCACCAUUUUGGCAGAGUUUGCCGGAGAGGAGGAAGUGACUCGUUUUUUCUCUCAGGCUCAAUCGUUUCCUCCCUCUGGCAGCUCCACCCACCCUGCCCUGGGGCAGUGGGGCACAUCCAACACUAAGGGGGGCAGUAACCCAGGGGGCGGAUCUAACGGAUCGGGGGCGGAGCUGCUGUGGGGUGGAGUCCAGCAGCCGUACUCCAGUUUGUGGGGACCAAUAAACACGGAGGAGAGUCGAGUGAUGGGAAGUCCGGUCCCCGCAAACACACUGCUCCCCGGAGACCUGCUGAACGGAGAGAACAUGUAGAAGAGUGGAGAGGAAAGAAAUAAUCAUCAGUGUGAAGAUAAUCACUUUAUCUGGAACUGUUUUUAUUUUUAUUUUUUAUUAGAAGUAGAAACAGAAAAAUGUAAAAAAAAAAAUUUAAAAAGAAAGAAAGAUGAAGAAAAAACCCCCGCCAGCCUCGCUGUCUCUUCACAACUCCUGCUUUAACCUCUUUAUCUUCUCCCAGAUUUCUUUUUUCUUCAGAAACGUAUCAGCCUUAAAGUAUCAGCUUUUUUUUUACAGUUUGUUUUUAUAAAAGAUGUUAAGAACGUUUUAUAUCUGAGUUACUGAGCCAACGAUUUCAACGAGGGAGAAGAAAAAGGCCAAUCGGAGACGUGUUGUCCUCCCAAUUUUACAACAACCAAGAAAAUGUACAAAAAAAAAGUGUAUCUAAAGGAUUUCGACCAAACAUGCGUGAAGUUUCUCGGCAUUACGGAUUUCAGUGCUGAACAUCAAGCGGAUUUACAAAAACCAAGAAAACUCCGUGUCCGUGUGAUGCAUUGUGCAAUAUAUCCUUCAUCAUCAUCAUCAUCAUCAUCAUCAUCAUCGUCCGUCCUCGCUGAAGCUCCUUUUUUACAUUUGAAUCUGUUCUAUAUAAAGACUCAUGGGCGGCUGCGUCCCAAAUCCAUGCACACUUUUCUCUCUGUCUCUUCAGACGGAGGGAUUCGAUACGGCGGUGGGAAAAAAAGAGAGACUCUGCUUUCAACACCAAAAUCUUCUCAAAAUGCAGUAAAAAAGAGAGAAAUCAAUGUUUUUGGGUUUGAAUCUGAUCUAUGAACUGAUGUGAUUAAGCACUUAUAAGGUGAGAGAGAGAAGGAGAGAUGGAGUGAUUUGGAAAAAGGAAAAGACUAUUUAAAAAUUCCGUUUUUCUGCAUUGAAGCGACCGAAUCUACAAUCAGACUGAAGCUCGCAGUGCAGUUUUACUUCUUUCUGGUUUAAAAAAACACAUCGAAAUGAAUGUUUUCCUGAUUUCACACUGGUUUAUGGCCUUCGCCGUGUUCGGGGGAACGCCGCCGGAAAACAGGACCAGUUACUGAUCAGGAAACGGGACGGGAUGCUGCAGGGUCGAGUGUCGUCAUGGUGAUAGGAUGCUACGACGCGGUUGGUCCUGUCGGAUGUCACGUGACUCAGUAUUCCGUAAAGAAUUCUGUAAUGUUACAGUGAAUUAGGUUACUGUGGAUGUCGGAAUGCCGUGAUGUCGGAACGCUGUGACGUCACAUCAGUGGGCGUUAACUUCCGAGGCCUUGUGAUGUCACAACCGCACGGAAUAUCGCAUGACUCCUCGGCGUCGUCCGUUUCCCCUCAGAAACUCGAGACCCGCCCCCGAGCGGUGCUCUACUUCCUGUUCCCUUCUCUCACACACAAGUCCCGAUGCAUUAUGGGUAAUUGUAACGUCCAGCAUUCCAGUGUUGCAGUGCAUCAUGGGAGACUUUCUGAGCGCCUGCAGGAUUAGUGCACUACGUAGUGAACGAUUUCUAACACGCCCACAGAACAUGUGGAACCUCUUUUUUUUCUUUUCUUUUUUUUUUUUUCUUGUCACUAAUCAAAGCCAAAUCAACACCUCGCGCAUCUCCGCAGCUCCGGCAGGAAAAAGGUUGGAGCUCGUGUGUUUCUUUUUGCUCGUACUGCACAUUUCUGGAAGUCAUCAGCGUUCUCACGCGCACAAACACUUCCUGUCCUGCGGAACGCAAACAAACCAACAAUUCGGAUUACGCUUGUGUUCGCUUUUUUAUACUGAUUCAAUGUGAAAAAUCAUUGUGUGAAAGAAAGUUCAGAUUUCCUUAAAGCAGUGUUCGGAAUUGUGUGUGUGUGUGUGUGUGUGUGUGUGUGUGUGUGUGUGUGUGUGUGUGUGUGUAUGUUCUCACAGCUGCUAACCGUCCUCUUCCUCCCUGUUUGCAGUCUUUAUCGUGUUUUUUUCCCUCUUUUUGCGAGUAAACGAUGAGCGAGAGUUGAUAAUAGCAGCCGUUCCCGGAAUUCCUCGACGUUCCGGAACUGAAAAACUUUGGUUACAAAAAACUUUCGGUUGCGUUUUAGCUGAUAGUUUACUCUCGAGGCAGCACAUUAUUUUGUUACUAUGCAAAAUAAUAUAGAAAUAUAAAAAAAAAACCGCAGACACAUCGAGGAGAUUGUGGACGGGUCCUUUGUUGUUGUUGUUGUUGUUGUUGUUUUUUUCAAUUUUUUUUGUUUGGUGUGUUAUUUUUGUUUAAGUGCCAAUCGUGAGGUCAGAGGUCACACACACACACACACACACACACACACGACUGUUUAUAAGAUCAUCAGAAGAGUUGUGUUUGGAGUCACGUCGUUCCGGCGCUCGCUCAGGGACGGGAGUUUACGGCGAUGUACGUGUUUACGAUCUGGUGUCGGAAAAACAAGAAUCGUAACAAAGAUCGUAAAAAGAAAAAAACAGACGUGAAGGAAAAUAAAACGCUGAUGUUUAAGACGCUUCGGUUUGAACCAAAACUGUUUCCACUUUAUUUCAGUCGAAGCCGAUCAGCUGAGACGCGUUCGGUGUUCGGUGUAGUUUACAUCUUCACCCAGGACACACACACACACACACACACACACACACACUGUCUGUCGUGACCAUGUACGGGUUCAUUGUUUUAAUACAAUUAUAAAUUAAAUACGGGGUAAAAAUCUGUAGCUGUGACAAAAAACACGUUUAUGCGCCAAGUGCCUCGUUACUGUGAUCCAGAGCGAACUUUCCUUUUACAGAUCAAUCAAAAUAAUAAUAAUAACAAUAAUAAUAAUAAUAAUAAUAAUAAAAACACAGGAAAAAAAAAUGUAAAAUCACCUCACUGCACUGAAACCCGUUUCUUACACGUCAUUUUUACUCAUUUCUAAAUAUGAUUUUAUAACUUUAUUAUCUUUACAUUUAUUAAUUUAUGCUACAUUCUUUUUCCCUUUUAAUUAUGAAAUCAAUAAUCCUGAUAGAUUUUUCAGAUGUUGUGAUGUUGAACUUUCCCCAAAUUGAGACGUUUUAUUGAUAAUAUUGUAAUUAUACUUAAUGUUGAAAAUGAAAGAAUUUUCAUUUCAUUCAUUCAAAUUUCUCACUGGAAAUCUGAAUCCUCUUGUUCUUCCCUGUUUCAUGUGAUUUAGCAAGUAAAUAAUUAGAGAUGAUGAUGAUGAUGAUGAUGUUACUUGAACUUCCUAAUCAGGAGAAAUCCUCAACAUUUCUGAAAAAUCCCCCUUUUUCUCGUUCCAGCACGUUUAUUUGUUUCUAUGCAAAAUGAGAGAAAUUCUUACUUUAGAUGUAGUAAUUCUGCAGCGUUCAGCUCCAAACCCGACCCGUAUAAUCCGGUUCUCGGCUUCUUUCAGCUUCACCAUCGAAUGUUUGUGUGAAAUUGUAGCGGCGAUGAAUAAAUCGCUUUAUUCUUACGCUCAGCGUGAUGUAAAAAUGUGAACUAAUGACUACGAUUAGACACAAUCAGCACUUUAUCACUCACAUUCAAACUAAAAGAAAAGUCAAAGUUCUCGCAGGUUCUUUAGACGCUCUACAGUCUGUGACCCGUGAACUCAGAACCUUCAACAGUGUUACACAGAACCUUUAAUAACUCCGAAUGUAAAAGCACAUUCUACUUCAGAAUCUUUAAAUGAACAAAAGUCAGUAAAGGUUUCAAUCAAACAACAAACAAAUGAAAGAAGGAUGUAAAAUAAAACGUCAGCACACGUGUAUAGACUCUGCUGUUUGUUAGCUUUAGCUACUGUCACCACCAUGCAGUCCGAAAACGCCAACAUACCAACAAACGCGUCUCUUAUACGUUUUUUUUCCUGUUAAAUUAAUGAUUAAUUACAAUCAUAUUCAUUAUGAUUUUUACCUUUAACAAACCCUAAACAUUUUCAAUUUGAUGUAAAUUCUUCUAAUUCCAUGAUAAUGAAUUAAAAACGGCACGACUCCAGACAUCAGACAUGUCCUCAGCUGAUCGGCGUUCUUUCAGUCCGGUAAAUUCACUAAAACAAGCAAACAAACAAACACAAAACCAUUGUGUUAUAAUCAAAUUGUGUUUUUUUACAGAGCAGGAAAUUUGUGUUGAAAUUUCUCUAAUAAUAAUAAUAAUAAUAAUAAUAACAACACACCGGCUGUGGUUAAAAUCCUGGUACUUUUUUAUUUUAAAUGCCAAAAAAAGAACAAAAUAAAAAAACUCUAUAAAUACAAAUGUUUUUAUGUGAGUGACGUAAAAGUUCAAAACUUUAAGCUAAUCGUCUCAAUGACUUUCCCUUAAACAUCGUCUUCAACGUCACCUGCAUGAGGGAGUGCCUUCUUCUGUACAGAAGUGUUUCUGUUCCUCCUGUUCCAGUCCCUCGUUCCGUCACCUUCAGGAGGAACCACAUCGGAACAGUUCCUGUCAUUAAAGCAUCAGUUUUUUAAUUUAUUGAUUUAUUUCUGACUCUGAGAACUCGUGAAGUCGACGCUUCCUGGGCGUGAAACUGCCUUGUUCUGAUCUAAAACACACAAGUGGACGAUGUAAAAUUGUGCACUUCUUCUCGUUUCUAAAGAAAAGGCCAGAAAGCUUUCUGGAGACACCAGCAUGGAGUAAUCGAGAGCUCCGGGUCUCUGUGCCACCUCCAAAAUCCAGUCCGAAUUUCCGACCUGAGCUGAAAAGAGCAAUACUCACACUCCGAUUCUCCGACGUUAAAAAACAAACGGGAAAACGGAUAUUUUAUAAAUACUUCAUUUAAAAAAAAUCUUUUGCACGUUGCUUUUACACGAGAAAAACGAUGACGACGGGCAUUACGACUCGCGCUUCUGACUCGCUACUGACUCACUACUGACUCGCUACUGACUCACGCUACUGACUCACUACUGACUCGCUACUGACUCACGCUACUGACGCUACUGACUUGCUACUGACUCGCGCUACUGACUCACUACUGACUCACGCUACUGACUCGCUACUGACCCGCUACUGACUCACUACUGACUCACUACUGACUCGCGCCUCUAAACUACCUGCUUUCAGUGAAUCACUAUUCCUUUAUUUCUUUCCUGUGGCGAUGCUAAAACUGAUUCAUUUCAUAUGUUCAAAACACACACACACACACACACACACACACACACACAGUAUUCUUUCAGAUGAUAAGCUUCCUGUUGUUUAGUUUGGAAAUACAUUUAAAAAGAAAAAUAAUUUCUGUUCUUCAGUAAUGAAUUCAUCUGUACGUUUUGAACUGAUGAACGAUUCGGGACGAAUCACUGGUCACUACGAGACACUUUUCUUUUUUUACUGUGUUUUAAUUCUCUCUGAAUUCCAUAAGAGUAUUUUUUAUUUCUUUGACAAUUUCAGACAAAUUCUUUUAUUACAAAAAUAUUAAAUAUAUAUGUGUGUGUGUGUGUGUGUGUGUGUGUGUGUGUGUGUGUGUGUGUGUAUGUGUAUAAAAAAAACAUAUCAAACUACAAUACUUGAACCAGAAAUUGCCAAUAAUCUAAUGUGAACCGUUUGCUUCGAUAAUGUAAAUCAACUUAACAAAAACAAGCAUUAAUCACGUAAAGAUUUAGAUCUUUAUUUUUACUAGACUUUUUUCAGCAUUUGUAUGUGUGUAUUGUACUGUUUAUUUCCUCAAAAUUAUUAUUAUUAUUGUUGAUGUAAUCCAGCCUUGCACUGUUUUCUCUUCUCACUUCACCUACGAAAGAAAGAAAGAAAGAAAGAAAGAAAGAAAGAAAGAAAGAAAGAAAGAAAGAAAGAAAGAAAGAAAUCUCGAGGGUGGAUGAUUCAUGUGUUCAUGUUUACUCAAGGACUUUUCUCUUUUUUCUGUAAAAAUGUUUCAAUAACUCAUGUUUCUCAUGCCGUUGGUUGUUAGCAGGAGUUUUGCACCGUAACCAUCACCGUUUUAUUGAUUAUAAAAAAAGAAAAAAAAAAAAAGGAUAAAAAUUUAGAAGGGAAAAGAACAAAAAAAAACACUUUACAAAACUUCAAUUGUUUGUAAUUUGCUGACGAGCGUUUUUUAUUCACACGUUUUCAGUGCCUACUGUUUUUGUUGCUUGUUUGUUUGUACAAUUUAACAUUUUUCUUUUUUUCUUUUUUUUUUCGUCUCAUGUUGUUUACAGAAAACCGUUUGUGUUUUAAAAAGUACAUUUACUAAAGACAGUUUCAUCUUCCAUCAAAAGAAAACCUUUUUUUUAUGAUCAAAGACAAAAACAAUCAUGUUGAAGUUCUUUUUGUUGUAGUUUUGUUGUUCGCCUUCACGCAGCUGUGUGGAUUUUGGUGUCUGUGAUUUGAUUUUUGCUCGUUUGUAAACGGACCUGGUGACGUUUCUCAGGAAGACGAGAGUUCCAGAUUUCCUAAUGUUUCAUUUCUAACAUUUAUAGUGAGAUAUUAAUAGAAUUCCGACUCUGCGCACUGAAGGAUGUGGAUUUCGGGGGGAAAAAAUUCUCAUGUGUUUUUAAUCCGUAGCAGAAAAAAAAAAACAUUUACCAAAUAUUAGGCAUGUGUAUCGAUUUCUCAUUUUUCUAUUCUUGGAGUUGGAGUGCUUUACAUUUAAUAUUUCAUAAUUAUGCAUCGCGUUACGUUUAUGUUGAGAUGUAGAUUUUAACGUGUGAAAGUAGUUUAAGGACCUGCGGGUUUUUCAGAUUGAAUACGUUUUUUUCCUAAAUAAGGUCCUGUGGAAAGAGACGCUUCUGUUUUCUGUUCGCCUCCUGAACUCGUUCUGGAAUUUUCACUGCUCCGAAUCAAAACUCUGGAGUUUCUAGUUUACAGAAGAAUUUCCGGAAGUAUGAUUUUGCAAAAUCUGGUAUCUUCAUAUGUCUGGAAAAUUGUAAAGACAUUUCCAGAGACUCUAGAGGAAAAGUUUAGGACUUUUUUCUUUCUUUCUUUUUUUAAAUGUACAAAAAAAAUCGAGAGAUUCUUGAGCUUGAAAGAUUCCCAAAGUAUUGGAAAGACCUGGAAUUUCUAGACCUUUUAUUCUAAAAAAGCCAAUACACGGAACUUUGGAGCUUUUUGGGCAAAUUUAGGAAAGUUGAGAGUUUCAGGAUUUCUUUAUGUAUCAUUUUGGAAUUGUGGACUCUUAGAUUUUAUGAGGGAAAAACCAUGGAAUGUUGAAGGCUCUAUUCUAGAUUGUUAGAAUGUUUAUAGGAGAUUUUUUAUUAAAAAAAAUUUGAAAUCUGUAGAAAUGUACAAACCCUAAACCUAGAAAUGAGUACCAGAAAACAUUCUACAGCUCGGAUUCUGGAAAAUCUGGAGUGCUGUGGGAUUUUUUUUUUUUAAACAAGAAACUUUUCAAAGUUUUAGAUGUUUAUGGAGUCUCACAGAUGAACCCUAGAAAUUCUAGAGUUUUUAGAGAAUGGUAGUAAAUCCAGGGUUAAUUAAAGCUCUGGAGGCGAACACGAAUCGUCGUGGAGAAGGAUUGUGAAUCUAUGCACAAACUGGAGUAGAAUGGGAAUAAAGUCCAGAUCUGGAGUUAUUGGAGGAAAUCGUUUCACUGUAAUGAAUUUAAAUGUAGACAUUUUCUUUGUUCUCUGUAUUUGAAGAAGUAUAAUAUUUUUUUCUUCACUGAUUUAAAACUAAGCACUGUGGACUUUCCUGGAGGAGUCGAAGACCUUCAGGAGGGUGUGGACUCUCCGGGAUUAAAACGGGGAUUUUGCAUUGCUGUCUUUUUGUUUUUUCUUGAUGUAAUGUUCAAAGAUCAUGGCUGUACUGGGAAUCAGAAAUGUUUUUUUCCUGGCUCUAGAAAAGGCGUCAGCUUUCCUGAAUGUGAUUUUGAUCAUAACGCACCGGAGAAACCAACUUUCCAGGUGGUAUGAGGAUUUUCUCUGCCCUGAUUAAUAAAAAGUGACGAUUUUUUGUGUCUCAAAAA